Sander lucioperca (pikeperch) is the source of this 1451-nucleotide messenger RNA. Its product is annotated as B-cell receptor CD22-like. The transcript has 6 exons. Lineage: Eukaryota; Metazoa; Chordata; Actinopteri; Perciformes; Percidae. Bases 309 to 1343 code for a protein of 344 amino acids. The record is from RefSeq and is a predicted model, not a curated record.
UAUUUUAAGAACUUAAUGCAUUGUUUGCAAAACACCAGUAAGAAUCAUUUCUUCAUUUCUACUUGGGGAUUUACAGACAUUUGUCUGCUCAUGUGUAUUAAUGAUUUAAAGAGGAAGGAAGUUAGUCGUGUUUUAAACAGCUUGAUAUCUAUUUAACACUACUGUACCAUCCACAGAAGACACACUCUGUCUUCAAAGACUACAUCCUCCUUUAUGAAUGUAGACAUGUUUACUGUGAGUUACUGACACACAGUAUUUCUCAUGUAUGUGAUCUAGCUGCUGAUUUAACAGAGACCAGAGGAGCAGCUAUGAGUUUAACAGCAGCAGCGAGUGGAUUUGUUGUCUUCCUUCUCUCUGUACAAGUGAUACAGGGUCAGGAUGACUGGGGGGUAACUUCCACCUCUACUCAGAUCUGUGCUGUUAAAGGAUCAACAGUGAACAUACACUGCAGCUACACAUACCCAUCCUGGUGGAAAGGCAGUGUUACUACAGUUGAGAGAACAUUAUGGUUUACUAAAAUGAAUUAUUAUCAACCUGUAGAUCUGACAACCGACUCAGAAUAUUCAGGUCGUGUGCAGCACAGUUCUAAUGACAAGGACUGCACUCUGAGAAUCUCAGACCUGAGAGAGAGAGACUCAGCUGAGUACAAGUUCAUGUUCACAACAAACCAAGAAGGUGGAAGAUAUAUCACUUCACCUGGAGUCACUUUGUCUGUCACAGCUCUGCAGGUGCAGGUGAUCAGAGUCUAUCAGUCUCAGACCUAUGUAGAUCUGAAGUGUCACAGCAGCUGCAGUCCAGCUGGUCGUCUCUCCUACGUCUGGUUCAACAACAGAGAACACAUUACCUCGGUGGAGACAUCUACUUAUAGAACCUGGUUUAAUCUCACAGACCUCUUCUCCUGUGCGUUGAAAGGACAUGAGAAGUUCCCCUCUCCUUCAGUGUAUGCUCCAAAGCUUCCCUCUGUGUCAGUGAGGCCCUCUGCUGAGAUAAUGGAGGGCAGUUCAGUGACUCUGACCUGUAGCAGUGAUGCUAACCCAGCAGCUAACUACACCUGGUACAAGGAGAACCAAACACUGCCUCAUGGACAACAAGGCAUCUACCAUUUCACCUCCAUCAGCUCUGAGGACAGAGGGAACUACUACUGCAAGUCUGAGAAUCAGCACGGACACAUCAACUCUACAUCUCUAUUUAUAGAUGUCCAGUAUGGUCCAAAGCUUCCCUCUGUGUCAGUGAGUCCCUCUGCUGAGAUAGUGGAGGGUAGUUCAGUGAAUCUGACCUGUAGCAGUGAUGCUAACCCAGCAGCUAAAUACACCUGGUACAAGAAAAACCAGACCCUGCUUUAAAGACCAAAAUAUAUUUAUUUCACUUCUAUCAGCUUAGAUGAUAGCGGGAACUACCACUGCCAGUCUGAGAAUUAGUAUGGCCAGAGAAACUCCACAUCUGUACAUAUA